AUGAGAAUAUUGUGUGUAGCAGAAAAGCCUUCGAUUGCUAAUUCAAUCACAGGUAUUCUAUCUUGCGGCGGUCAUGUGGAUAGAGAAAAUGGAAGGGACAAAUACUGCAAGAAUAAUCACUUUCAAUACAAAUUACCGCCCAAUCAUACAGUCAGAAUCAAUGCAAGACCGGUCCCACCUGGCAUGAUUGAUGUCACGGUAACAAGCGUUCGUGGCCAUGUGAUGUCAUGCGACUUCGGAGAAGCUUACAAAUCAUGGCGUUCAUGUCCACCUGCUGAUCUUUUCAAAGCUCCAAUUGAAAUCAAUGUUACAGAUGAUGCAAAGCAUAUUGCCACAAAUCUCAAACAACAAACGAGAAAUGCCGAUUUGUUGAUGAUAUGGACCGAUUGCGAUAGGGAAGGAGAGCAUAUAGGAUCGGAAAUUGUCAACAUCUGUCGAAGCACAAAGAGAACACUACCUGUUCUAAGGGCCAAAUUCAGUGCUAUCAUCGCCGAACAAAUUCAUCGAGCUAUGCAGAACCCUAUCGAAUUGGACUGGAAUGCUGUCGCUGCGGUUGAUUGUCGACAGGAAUUGGAUCUUCGUUUAGGCGUAGCAUUUACCCGUCUCCAGACAGUACGACUACAGAACAAAUUUAACGAACUGGAUAAACUUGUGAUCAGCUAUGGUCCUUGUCAAUUUCCAACUUUGGGAUUUGUGGUAGAGCAAUAUUGCAAAGUAAUGGAGUUCGUUCCGGAACCGUUUUGGUAUAUCGCAGUGAUGAAGAAGCGAAACGAUGUAGAAGUAGACUUCCGUUGGUCAAGAAAUCAUCUCUUCAAAGAAGAAGAUGUUACUGCGAUCUUUCAAAGAUGUAUAGCCAGUCCUGAAGCGACAGUGACAAAAGUUACUACAAAGGACACACGGAAGUUCAAGCCUUCUCCUUUGACAACCGUAGAACUUCAAAAAGCGGGCGGAAGGCUGUUGCGCAUGGCUCCGAAGAAGGUUCUCGAUAUCGCCGAGAAGCUGUACCAAAGAGGAAUACUCUCUUACCCUCGUACAGAGUCGGAUCAGUAUGACCCUGCAUUCGAUUUCAAUACCUACAUCGAUAAGCAGAAGCAUCAUCCAGAUUGGGGCACCUUUGCUUCGAAUCUUGUAAAUGAUCCAAGAUGUUUUGAGAAACCGGUAAACGGAAAGAAGAACGAUAAAGCACAUCCGCCGAUCCAUCCUACAAAGCCUGCUAUUGACCUAACCGGAGAUGAAAAGAGGGUUUACGAUUUCGUUACGAGAAGAUUUCUGGCCAGCUGCAGCAAACAUGCUGUUGGUAAGCAAACCAAUAUCGAUCUCAAUAUUGCUGCUGAAAUAUUCUCAACAAAUGGUAUCAUUGUUCUAGAGAGGAAUUACUUGGACGUUUAUCCUUUUGACACAUGGGGUGGACCGGCAUUGCCGGAAUUUCGUCAAGGAGAGCGCUUUACGCCGGACAAAAUUGAGAAAAAAGAAGGAGAGACAACAAGGCCAAAAUUGCUUACCGAAGCAGACUUGGUGUCAUUGAUGGAUAAAAACGGAAUUGGAACAGACGCAACAAUUGCUGAACACAUCCAGAAAAUCAUCGAUCGACAGUAUGUCAUGUUGAUGCCUGAAGGUCAAAUAAAAUAUCUUGUUCCUUCAACGCUUGGGAUGGGAUUGGUUUCGGGUUAUAACAAGAUCGUUGAUCGCGAGGAGAAGAGCUUAUGCAAGCCAAAAUUGCGGAGAGAGACGGAGGAAAACAUGGGUCUGAUCUGUGAAGGCACACGAACGAAGGAUGAAAUCGUGCGCGAGAGUCUAGAGGAGUAUUUUGGGGUGUUUCAAGAUGUUGAAAACCAUUUCAAUAGGCUUGAGGAUUGUAUGAACAAUUAUCUUCGAGGACCCUUGGACGAAGCUGCACAAGCGGAAGCAUCUUCUACCUCGGAACUUCAAGCUAGGCCUGAGCAAGAGCACAGAAGUGAGACUUUCAACAUAAAUGCCGUGAAUGUUGGACAGCAGAACAGCCACACGAACGGGCUAGGAAGAUCGAAUGGCGCAGGGAUGGGAAGGUCGAAUGAUACUGGAGCGGGAAGUUCGAAUGGCGCACGAGAGGGAAGGUCGAAUGGCACACGGCGCACAUUCGAAUCCGCAUCAGAUGAUCUUGCCGAAAACAAACCUCUCUGUCGAUGUAAUCAAGAAGCAACACAAAAGGCAGUGGUCAAAGAUGGGCCGAACAAAGGAAGGUUAUUUUGGUCUUGCGCAAAGAUACAAAAUGAUCCCGGAAAUUGUCAAUUUUUUCAAUUUGCCGAUCAAAAUCCUGUUGAAAAUGGGGGAAUUAGGAGCAGCAACAAUUAUGGCGCUUCUUCUUCCACUUCUAGAGCAGGCGCAAACUCGAGCUCGAGCUCACGUAGAUGUUUGUGUGGUCAAGAAGCCAAACAGCUAACAGUGACAAAAGAAGGAUCGAAUAAAGGUCGAAAGUUCUGGUCUUGUCCCAAUAUGGACAGAUCGGCCAAGUGCGAUUAUUUCGAAUGGGAUGAAGAUGAAGGCGGCAGUGGGAACGCAGGUGAGAGCUCUGAUGGUCGAUCAUGCUACAAUUGCGGUCGAACGGGACACUGGUCAGCGCAAUGCCCUCAGAAUAAAAAGAGAGGUAAUUCCGGUCACAGUGCAGCAAGACCAUCCAAAAGGGGAACGAAUAAAUCUUCUUCAACAUCGAGAGGGAGCUGUUACAAUUGCGGAGAGGAAGGACAUUGGAGCAAUGAUUGCCCU
Messenger RNA from Meira miltonrushii, 2742 nucleotides. RefSeq names its product putative DNA topoisomerase type I. The annotation marks the transcript as partial. The record is from RefSeq and is a predicted model, not a curated record. The transcript is spliced from 2 exons. Gene Ontology annotation, biological process: DNA topological change. Gene Ontology annotation, cellular component: nucleus. NCBI's taxonomy places the organism in Eukaryota, Fungi, Basidiomycota, Exobasidiomycetes, Exobasidiales, Brachybasidiaceae. Gene Ontology annotation, molecular function: DNA binding; zinc ion binding; DNA topoisomerase type I (single strand cut, ATP-independent) activity.